AUGGAUGUAGUAGGUGAAAAAGAGGCCCUGCAACAGUUCUUUGAAGGGCAAGAUGUGCACAGAGUGUUGGAGAAUGGAUUCGUGGAUACGCAUAUGUUGGAAGAAUUUCUCGAGAAUGACUUUGAAUUGUUUGGAAGCCUGCAAAACAAGCUACCAGAUUCUCCACCAGAUUCAGGAUCGGAGCCUUGUUCACCUCCGCAAUCCAAAGGACCUGCCACUAACUUUCCUUGCAACUUUUUGGAGACGUCUGCCAAGAUGAAUUCUGUUGGGCAAGCUUACGGCACACCACAAGACUGCGCUCUGAAGUCUGAUGAUAUUGUUCCUCCUUGCAGCAGCUCUGCAUCUUCCAGUAGUCUUGGUUUAAAUUGUCCCUCACCAAGAACCUCUCCCAGUGCUAACCUUCCCUUGAUAUCGAAAAAGAGAAAGCAUCCUGACUUGCUGGAAGACCAACUAGAAUUUCUAUCAUGGCCUAGCAAUAUGGGACCAAUGACUGUUAAGGAUCCUUCUUUGGAGCUGCCAGGAUAUGACAGUGAUGGACAGAAAGCAGGGUCUCUGGGAGGAUGCUGUCAGUCGCUUGCAUGGCAACCAUAUUGCAUGUCUUCUUGGAAUAGCUUGUUCAACCAUAAUUAUGAAAAACUGCCAGAUCUGGGAUAUCACAUCGUUACAAACAAAGGAUUUAAUUUUUCAGCAGUGGAUUAUGCUUUCAUCUGUCAGAAGAAGAACCACUUCCAGAUCACAGUCUACAUUCGAGUGGUUGGAAGUCCCAAAUUUGUCAAAACUGAUCUGGGUCUAAAACCAGUGGAGACAUUUUACUUGAAGACUUUUGGUAUUAAGAUGGAAGCUCCCAAUCAAGUUAUUGUGAUCGAACAAUCUCAGCCCAACCGAAGCAAAAAACCUUUCUAUCCUGUUAAAGUUGAUCUUCCAGGAGACCAGGUAACCAAAGUAACCAUGGCAAGAUUGCACUUCGGUGAAACAACUGCAAAUAAUAUGCGGAAAAAGGGGAAACCUAACCCUGAUCAGAGAUACUUCUUGCUAGUGGCUGGAUUAUACGCCUUCAGUCAAGACCAGUCUUAUCUGGUGGCUGCUCAUGUCUCGGAAAAGAUAAUUGUCAGGGCCUCUAACCCUGGACAGUUUGAGACCGACAGUGAUACUCUUUGGCAACAAGGACACACUCCUGGAACCAUCACUUGUCAUGGUCAAGUCGGAAUCAAUACGGACACACCAGAUGAAGCCCUGGUUGUCUGUGGAAACAUGAAAGUUAUGGGGACAGUCAUGCAUCCAUCUGAUAGACGAGCCAAACAAAAUAUCCAAGAGGCUGAUACGCAUGAGCAGCUGAGAAGAAUAGCGCAGAUGAGGCUGGUGGAAUAUGACUACAAGCCUGAAUUUGCAUCUGUUAUGGGAAUUACACAGCUCCACGAAACAGGAGUAAUUGCUCAGGAAGUUCAGGAACUUCUGCCAAGAGCAGUAAGAGUUACUGGAGACUUGACAUAUGAAAAUGGAGAAAAAGUUGAUAAUUUCCUCAUGGUUGAUAAGGAUCAAAUUUUUAUGGAGAAUGUGGGUGCUGUCAAGCAGCUGUGUAAAUUAACAAACAAUCUGGAAGUCAGGAUACAAGAACUGGAAUCAUGGAAUCAGAAACUUGCCAGACUGAAACGAAUCAGCAGCAUUAAUUCAGCAACAACCGAAAAGAACCCAACAAGGAAAUACAGCCACGCUACUUCUUGUUUAGCAGCAAGGAAGCCAGUUUCCAUAAAACCCAGCAAGGUGUGUCCUUCAGGAAAAAACCAGCCAUGGACCAGCUCCAGGAUUUUCAAGAUAACUGUAAUUGCUUUGGUUGCUGUUAUGGCACUGUGUGUUGUGACAAUAGCCACCCUUUAUGUACUUAGCAUACUGGAAGAAGACAUUGUUCCUUCUCAACAUAGCAAUUCUACAAGUCUGGCAACACUCCCUCCAUCCACCACUCUGCCAGUGACCAAAUACAAUACAGUGUCUUCAAACCCCAUACCGACUGGCACUGCUCCUGAAGUGAGUUUCUGUGGCAUUUUACCUUGUCAUGAAACUUACUGCUGUCCAAUUCAACAGAUGGGAGAAAAAACUCGAAGUUAUCUGCAGAUGACAACAAAGGAGGAGAGAAACGAAAAGGAAGCACUACCAGAACAAAACUGGAUUGAAAAGCCUGACCUUGGAAAUGACUGGGUUGACACAAGAAUCAGCUCCAUGCAGAUCCUGGAAACACAGCAAAAACUGGACCGUCGCUUUUGCAACAAAAACUUAGAGUGUGGGUCUGGGAAGUAUAGUUACAUUGUUCCCCUUAACAAACAUACACCUCUAGAUGUAAAGAUCUCACUGGAAAUCAAUACAACAGAACCACUAAUAAUAUUUCAAUGCAAAACCACAUAUGGAAAUCCUUGCUCUCAUCAUCCACAAGCCCGAAAAAGGAGAGAAUCCUUUCAAGUAACCACACAGGGAUUCCAGCAUAUCUGGGUUCUUUCUAUAGCAUCCAUGUUUGACAGUGCAUACCAUUUUCGUGUUGCUGUUCCAGAUCUUGCAGAUUGUUCAAUGGAUCCUAACUAUGCUGGGCUCUUUUUCACUGAUUAUUACUUCUAUUUCUAUCGCAAUUGCAUCUGAAAAGACAACUAUAAUGAUUUCUGGAAAAUGGAGACCAUAAUGACACUACCUUUG
Varanus komodoensis (Komodo dragon) is the source of this 2679-nucleotide messenger RNA. RefSeq names its product myelin regulatory factor like (gene MYRFL). The transcript is spliced from 25 exons. Gene Ontology annotation, cellular component: nucleus; endoplasmic reticulum membrane. Lineage: Eukaryota; Metazoa; Chordata; Lepidosauria; Squamata; Varanidae. The coding region runs from base 1 to 2625 and encodes 874 amino acids. Gene Ontology annotation, biological process: protein autoprocessing; positive regulation of DNA-templated transcription. The record is from RefSeq and is a predicted model, not a curated record. Gene Ontology annotation, molecular function: sequence-specific DNA binding; DNA-binding transcription factor activity.